AUGUCGAUGUCUAUGUUCCGUCCUCUAGCAUGCACUGCUAUGCGAUCGUUCGCUACUGCAGCCGCUUCGGUAGCUCCUCAAAGGUUCCUCGUUGCUGUUGGCGCGAGCGACUUGAAAGGGAGUAUUGAGGCCGCUAAGAAAGCGGUGACUCUCGCGAAAUCAGGUGAUAAUGUCGAAUGUGUUUAUAUUCCAAGACCAUUUCCGGAGCAACUUCUCACGAGUAUGAGCGAUCCUGGUGCCCACAACGCGGAGGGACAAGUGUUGUUCUCGCCUGAGUUCGUCGAGAACAUCACUACGAAUGCUUGUAAUGGUAUUAUGAAGUCUGUGAAGGAAGCCGUUGAUAAGGAAGCUGAGGAGAAGGGCGUCAGCACUCACUAUGUUGUCAGGCCUCCCAGCAAUAAUGUUAAAGUUGAGCUCGCCCAGUACGUUCGUGAUUCUCUGUCCAACUACGUAGUUGUUGGUCCCAGUAGUGAUUGCACUGGUAGGAUGGGUCAGUGGCUCGCCAGGUCUGUACGUGGCGCUAGUGUUAUUGUUGUGCGUGAUAGUUGCACGCAUGCCCCAGAGUGGUAG
Perkinsus marinus ATCC 50983 is the source of this 570-nucleotide messenger RNA. RefSeq lists its product as hypothetical. The transcript has 5 exons. The coding region runs from base 1 to 570 and encodes 189 amino acids. The record is from RefSeq and is a predicted model, not a curated record. Lineage: Eukaryota; Perkinsozoa; Perkinsida; Perkinsidae.